UACGAUACUGGCUUUGGUUCGCUGUUGAUUAAAGCGUUUCCAAGUUGUGUCCUAGUUUGUGGUCUUAUUCAACUGGCGUGGUGGCAGCUGGAUUUCGUCCCUUCGUCUCUUUCGCCAAAAAAAAUCACAGAAUAGAACAGCAAACGCCGCUGUGACAGCACAACUUAUUUACCGAAGAAAUGGCUGCUACUCACAGAGCACCAAAACAAUGGAGCCUAUCUAAAACCGAAACUAUCACCAGUUUUGAAAACUGGAAGCAAAACCUGAUGUAUACGCUGUCUCUCGAUACAAAUUUCUCAACUUAUCUUGCCGAUGGAGCUACAUGGAAAAAGAAAACAAAGACCGAACCUCUCCGUGGCUAUACCGAUGAUGAUGAAACCGUUCAGCAAUCAAAACGCCUCACUGCCCAACAGAAGGUGAACUUUUUAGAACUUAUGCUAGGACAAAUCGCAAACUACUGUCCUAUUAUUUCGAGAAACACUUUAGUUAAGAACUCUACAUCUCUAGAGUUUAUCUGGCAGGCGAUCCGACAACAUUUUGGAUUUCAAGUAACUGGUGCACACUUCAUAGAUUUCGUCGACAUCCAUCUAGAGCCCGACGAGCGCCCGGAAGACCUGUUUCAAAGACUUAUGGCUUUCGCCGAGGAUUCCCUCCUCAAACCCAAUAACCUAACUCACCAUGGCGAACAAGUAACAGAAGAAGAGGAACUUUCCCCAACACUAGAAAACCUCAUAGUGUUGACUUGGCUGAGGCUUAUUCACCCAUCACUACCUCGCCUUGUUAAGCAACGGUACGGGACAGAGCUACGUUCUAGGACUCUCGCAUCGAUCAAACCAGAAAUCUCUCAGGCAUUGAGCUCCCUGCUAGAGGAAAUUCGCACGUCCGAUGAUGCAAAGAUCCUUCGCUCAGCCGUCAGCAACACUUAUCAGUGGAAACCUGCCACAAGCCACAACAAUCAGUGGAAACCGGCACCAAAUAGCAAGACCACAUCAAGAAAGCCCCGCUCCUCGAAGGUAUGCCCACUCUGCAGUCAGGCUAAUCGGUCGGAUACUCAUCACUUCCUAAGCGAAUGCAAAUUUCUCCCAGAUAGCGAUCGGCGCUAUAUGAUUAAAGCAAGACAAAUCGCUGACAUCUUCGACGACAAUGACUCCGAGUUAGAGACACACGCCCAAAUGCCCUCGACUGAGUCCAUCGACCCCCCCGCACACACUGCCCAUGACGCGGUCGUCCUCAGAAUACAGACCCGCCAGUCACCAUAUCUAGACGUCUUCUACAAUCACCAUACCGUACGAAUGACCGUCGACAGCGGUGCCACAGGCAACAUGAUAAGACUCUCCACCCUCACCUCGACCACGGCACGCCUUGUAACCGUCCUCCGUGCACCACCACGCAACGCAACAGUCUGGCCAGGCGAGUUUCUUGAAAUCACACUACCGGACGACACACCCACUGAUGCCGAGUAUGCACUUGAACCUCGUACCGACGCGCCGAGCGCUCGUAGAGUAAAACCAUCUGCUGUCUGGCCUCCCCCUGGCAUCGUUACCAGCAUAGCCGGAAGAAUACGUAUUCCCAACCUUACAUCGGAGCCACGCUCACUCAAACGUAACGAGCACUUCUGUCAAGUCCGCCAACUUUUCGAACCAUCGAACGUCACAACGACCAGCCCAGCCCGUACGUUCCCUUCUACAGACACCCUUCAUUCAGCAAACGUUUCUCUAGAUCCUGACAGUUUGCUACCAUCAGAUAUCAAAGCCAAGUUCAAAGCCCUCCACCAUGAAUACGACCAGGUGUUUGACGCUAAUAUCGAAGGCUACAACGGCCACGUAGGCCCCUUCGAAGCCAGAGUCAACAUGGGGCCUGUUGAACCCCCCCAACGGAAAGGGCGCCUUCCCCAAUAUGCACGUGAAAAACUUCUCGAGUUACAAGAUAAAUUUGAUGAACUGGAGAAUCAGGGGGUCUUUAAACGCCCAGAAGACGUAGGCAUCUCCGUGGAAUAUCUAAAUCCAUCAUUUCUAGUCCGCAAGCCGGAUGGAGGUUCACGCCUUGUAACAGCCUUUGCUGAUGUUGGAAGAUACAGCAAACCUCAACCGUCGUUAAUGCCAAACGUCGAUUCAACAUUACGCCAAAUCGCCCAAUGGAAUCACCUCAUUGCGACUGACCUAACCAGUGCAUUUUAUCAGAUCCCUCUGUCAAGAGACUCUCUGAAAUACUGCGGAGUCGCAACUCCCUUUCGCGGCGUCAGAGUUUACACCCGUUGUGCAAUGGGUAUGCCUGGUUCUGAAACUGCGUUAGAAGAACUAAUGUGCCGCGUCCUUGGAGAUCUUCUUGCUGAAGGCGUUGUUGUCAAGCUUGCCGAUGAUCUCUACUGUGGAGGAAACACCCCACAUGAACUCUUCAGCAACUGGAAAAGAACCCUCCAGGCUCUUCACGAAUGCAAUCUUCGCUUGUCUGCCUCCAAAACAAUCAUCAACCCCAAGACCACUACUAUUCUUGGAUGGAUCUGGAGUGCAGGCACCUUGAAGGCUAGCCCCCACCGAGUUGCUACGCUAGCCCAAUGUCCAACCCCAACUACCGUUGGUCUCAUGCGUUCUUUUAUUGGCGCAUACAAGGUACUUUCACGAGUUGUACCACAGUGCUCCACAUUUCUAUCACCCCUCGACGAAAUUGUCGCUGGCCGGGAGUCACGAGAUACUAUUGAGUGGACUGACAAUCUACAUACGGCUUUCUAUAAUGCCCAGAAGGCCCUCUCUUCCACCCGCGUCAUCACCCUGCCAAGACCUGAGGAUUUCCUAUGGAUUGUCACGGAUGGCGCCCUGCGUGACCCAGGAAUCGGCGCCACACUUUACAUCACACGUAACGGCAACCUACACCUCGCUGGGUUCUACAGCGCCAAGCUAAAAGGUUCACAGUCGUCUUGGUUGCCCUGCGAAGUUGAGGCACUGUCUAUAGCCUCUGCUACCAGACAUUUCAGCCCCUACUUAAUACAAUCUCAUCACCGAGCGUCCAUCUUGACUGACAGCAAACCCUGCGUACAGGCGUACGAGAAAUUAUGCCGCGGCGAGUUUUCCGCAAGCCCACGAAUUUCGACCUUCCUCUCUGCAGUCAGUCAGUACCAAGCCACAGUCAGACACGUAUCAGGGUCCUCCAUUCUCCCCUCAGAUUUCGCAAGUCGAAACGCUCCACCGUGCGAAGAUGAAGCCUGUCAGAUCUGUUCCUUUGUCAAACAGCUCGGGGACUCUGUUGUCAGGCGCUCAUCAAUUCAGGACGUCAUUGAUGGCAACGAGCGGCUCCCUUUCACUAGCCGAUCAGCUUGGCUCGCGAUUCAGUCCGAGUGUCCUGACUUACGUCGAACUCACUCCCACCUCAAACAGGGCAUCCGACCUUCGAAAAAGGUAACAAACAUCAAAGACGUCAAACGAUAUCUUGGUGUCGCCACCAUCGCCAAGGAUGGCUUACUCGUCGUAAAACGUGAAACACCCUUAUCGCCCAGCCGUGAGUGCAUCAUUGUUCCACGUCGCGUUCUUGACGGCGUACUCACAGCUCUACAUAUUCAGCUAUGUCACCCGUCAACUCACCAACUCAAGAUGGCCACCAAGCGCUAUCUGUUCGCCCUUGAUCUUGAGAAGGCCAUCGUUCGCGUGUCUCAAGCUUGCCACCAUUGCGCUUCUCUCCGUACAAGCAGCAAAGCACGUAUAGAACAGUCGUCUUGCGACCCGCCCGACGCCAUUGGAGUUUCUUUCGCAGCAGACGUCAUACGUCGGUCACGCCAGUUUAUCCUGAUUGUACGAGAGUGCGUGACUUCGUACACCACCAGCUUACUGUUAACCAAUGAGCAACACUCUACCCUUCGCGAUGCUCUCAUUCGUCUUUGCGUGCAGAUGCGUCCCCUCGACGGUCCCGUCGCCAUCAUUCGCACUGACCCAGCCCCAGGAUUUCAAGCGCUAAAGGAAGACAAGCUCCUGCAACACCAUCGAUUAGUCCUCGAAAUUGGACGCGCAAAGAACGUCAAUAAGAACCCGGUAGCUGAAAAGGCAGUACAAGAGUUAGAACGUGAGAUCCUACAGCUUGACCCACUAGGGGGCCCUGUCUCUGAAGUAGCACUUGCAGUCGCUACAGCUAAUCUCAACGCCCGCAUCCGAUUACGUGGUCUGUCUGCGAGGGAAAUGUGGACUCAGCGUGACCAGUUUUCCAACAGUCAACUCCCCUUCCAAGACCAAACCCUCAUAGAGAAACAGCACGACCAGCGGAAUUCUAACCACGCGUACAGCGAGAAAUCUAAAGCGCCCACCGCAGACUUUCGCCUAUCCACAGCAAUCACUGUUGGCGACCUCAUUUACCUGCAUCCCGACAGGAACAAGACCCGAGGGCGAGAUAGAUAUCUCGUCGUAGACACUGAAGGAGGCUUCUGUAAUAUCAGAAAGUUUAUUGGCUCGCAGUUACGUUCUACGUCAUACAGAGUAAAAAAAACAGAUUGCUACAAGGUUCCAUCUGAAGUACCGGACAAGACACCGACUGCAGCCUAUGACUGUGACUCUUCCGCAGAUGAAGAUGACACUCCGGCCACCAACAGGCUUCCGCCCCCAGCCCCACCAGAUAUACCGACAGCGAUAACUGAUCCACCUUCCCGGGAUGUACCACCCCAAAGUGAUGCCGACGCCCCUGAGACGAGAGCUAUGGACUCCAGUCACUGUCCCUCCAAUCUUCAAGAUGAUGACACAUCCCCACCUAGGAGGUCUACCCGCGAGCGUCACCUUCCCUUACGUUAUAGAGAUGACGACUUUAUCACUGACUUUAAAUAGGACUUAAUGUAUAAACUAUGCUAGCAAUUAGGCUUACUGUUAUAGUCCUAUCUUUUAAUCAGUCCAUCGUAUUUACAUUGUACGCCGUGAAAGACAUUAGUUGUGUGAUUUCUCUACAGUAGAUAGUAUAA
Molecule: messenger RNA, 4930 nt
Organism: Nematostella vectensis (starlet sea anemone)
Lineage: Eukaryota; Metazoa; Cnidaria; Anthozoa; Actiniaria; Edwardsiidae
Exons: 2
Coding region: 180-4799 (1539 amino acids)
Biological process (GO): DNA integration
Molecular function (GO): nucleic acid binding
Source: RefSeq, a predicted model, not a curated record